This is a messenger RNA of Heterobilharzia americana, 1062 nucleotides long. Lineage: Eukaryota; Metazoa; Platyhelminthes; Trematoda; Strigeidida; Schistosomatidae. The record is from the annotation of a GenBank genome assembly.
AUGGAGGAAACUGAACACAUUGCCCGUCGACUUGAUCGUAUGCUUAGAAAUAAAAAGAUAGAUGAUGAGUCUGCACUAAAGUAUCUCCGACGAUUGCGAAGCAUUGAGAUGACACUGGAUAUCUUGACUAAAACUGGUGUAGGGAUAAUCAUCAAUAAAAUAAGAAAGGAAUCUUCGGAUCCAGAAGUUGCUACACUUGGAAAGAACAUAAUCAAACAGUGGAAAAAAUUGGUGCCGGACAAAUGUGAAGCACCUACACCUUGCACCAACACCGCUGGCAGUUAUAAUAAUGGAGGCAAUGCUAACAUUAGUAACAGCAAACACUCACCCGAGUUGAAUAACUGCGUUGGUUCGGAUGAUGGAGGUCCACAAAAUGCCAAGCGACCCCGUAUAAUUGAGAAAAAAGAGUCAACUGAACCACCAAUAAACGCAAGUCGUGGUUUCUUUCCUGUGCAUACUUUGACUACAACUGAUCAAGUGCGUCUGAAAGCUCGAGAAAUGCUUCAGUCAGCACUAGAAAGUGGAAACAUCCCCAGUGGAGCCUACGAAAGUGAGUUCCUGGCAAUUCGAAUAGAAAGCGCCAUCUAUGACCUAUUCAACAAUACUGGUCCCAAAUACAAACAACGAGUGCGUACUCGAGUCAUGAAUUUGCGUGACUCUAACAAUCCUAAUUUACGACUCAAUGUCCUAAUGGGUCACGUAAGCCCAGAUAAAUUGGCGUCUAUGACAUCAGAAGAAAUGGCGAGUAAAGAAAUGAAAGAACUCCGUGAAAAAUACACUAAAGAAACAAUAGAAGAUCAUCAAAUGGCUGUUACUGGUGGAACAGAAACAGAUUUGUUACGAUGUGGAAAGUGUAAACAAACUAAGUGUACAUAUAAUCAGGUCCAAACUCGUAGUGCUGAUGAACCGAUGACAACUUUUGUCUAUUGUAACAAUUGUGGACACCGAUGGAAGGCUUUAAGUAUGCAGAUGAUAAUAUCCCCGUAUCAUAUUGAAUUGUUGGACAGCUGUGAGAACUCUGAUAGUCACGUUCAUUAUGCUAGUGAAUUCGAAUUCGAAUGA